AUGGUCGAGGAGGAAGCUAAGAGCUUACCUAUGGAGCUGAGUGAGAAGGGGGGUGUGGAGAACAACGGAUUUGUUCAAAAUGAGGCUUUUGAUGACAAGGAGACCAAUACCAGUAGCCGAGAAGAAAUGCCAAAAAUGUGCAUUGUUGGUGUGGACCCAGCGGCUACGGAGGAGCUGGCGUUGAAGCCCUAUGCGGGGAUGCCAAAGGAAGUCUUGCUGAAGUUCUCCAGCCAAGCCCGGUACAGAGUCACCAGGGAGAUUCUCUUCUGGCUCAUAAUCACCGCUGCCAUCGUCCUUGUGUGCGCUACGAUUGCGAUUAUUGCUCUCUCUCCAAAGUGCCUCGAUUGGUGGCAGGCCAGUCCUAUUUAUCAGAUCUAUCCUCGUUCCUUCAAGGACAGCAACAUGGAUGGGAACGGGGAUCUGAAAGGUAUCCAAGAAAAACUGGACCAUAUCACGUAUUUGAAUAUAAAAACCAUCUGGAUCACCUCUUUCUAUAAGUCACCCUUAAAAGACCUUGGAUAUGGAGCUGAAGACUUCUAUGAUAUUGAUCCCAUGUUUGGAUCAAUGAGCGAUUUUGAGAACCUGCUUGCAGCCAUACAUGAUAGAGGGUUAAAGGUGAUAAUGGAUUUAAUACCAAACCACACAAGUGACAAACACCGAUGGUUUCAGUUGAGUCGCAAUCGGACCGGGAAGUACACGGACUACUACAUCUGGCAGGACUGCACGCAGGCUGCUGGUUUGGUCACUCCUCCAAAUAACUGGGUGAGUGUCUUUGGGAACUCCAGCUGGCAGUUUGAUGAUGUGAGAAAGCAGUGUUAUUUUCAUCAGUUUGGGAAAGACCAGCCAGACUUAAAUUUUCGCAACCUUGCUGUCCAACAAGAAAUCCAUGAUAUUAUCAAAUUUUGGCUCGGCAAAGGAAUCGAUGGAUUUAGUUUCAGCGCUCUUAAAUUUCUUUUAGAAGCAACGCAUCUCCGAGAUGAGCCUCAAGUGAACAAGUCCCAGAAUCCAGAGAGUAUCACAGCCUAUUCCCAGCUCUACCAUGACUACACGACCACGCAAGUGGGUAUGCAUGAUAUCAUCCGUAGCUUCCGUCAAACCAUGAAUCAGUUCAGCAGUGAGCCUGGCCGAUACAGGUUUAUGGGUUCAGAUGGUGAUGAAGACAUUGAAGCAACAAUGAUGUAUUAUGGAACAACUUUUAUCCAAGAAGCAGAUUUUCCCUUCAAUUUCAACCUAAUUAACAUGAAAAAUCUAUCGGGUAACAGUAUUUUUGAAGCUGUCAACUUGUGGAUGAAAAACAUGCCUGCAGGAAAAUGGCCGAACUGGGCGGUUGGAAGCCCCAACGCUGCUCGGAUUUCAUCUCGGAUCGGGAAGGAGUACGUCAAUGUUAUGAACAUGCUGAUUUUAACCCUCCCUGGUACUCCUGUAACGUACUACGGUGAAGAAAUAGGCAUGGAGAACAUCGUAUCAGAAAAUGUAAGCGAAGAGCAUAUAAACUCUGAUCCUGUUAAAUCCCCCAUGCAGUGGGAUGGCGAAGUUAACGCUGGUUUUACUGAAGGCAACAGUAGCUGGUUACCUGUUAACUCCGACUACCCAAGCGUCAAUGUCGAAAUCCAGAUGACCUGGUCCAACUCAACCCUGAAUUUGUACAGAGAGCUAACUUUACUUCGCAACAGCGAGCUACCCAUUCAUCGGGGGUGGAUGUGCUACGUCUGGAACGACAGUAAUGUUUUUGUGUAUGUGAGGGAACUGGAUGGGUUAGACAGAGUCUUUAUGAUGGUUCUCAAUUUUGGGCAGGAAUCGACAAUAGACCUGAAAGCUAUAGUUCCUAGCCUUCCAUCCGAAGCUAUUGUAAGACUAAGUACUAAUUUUAGCAAUGCUGGUAAAGCCGUCAAUACCAAACUAAUUAAAACUGAAAUGGGAGAAGGCCUCGUCCUCGAAUAUAAAACAGCAAAGCCUGUUCAUACUAUGGAAGCUUUUCAAGGAAAUUGUUUUGUGGCAGAAAAAGCUUGUUAUUCCAGUGCCUUCAAUUUACUCUAUGUGAACUGUUAAGUGCAGUAGAAUAACCAAGCUUUCAUGUUAAUUUAGGAAAUGUUUGUUUCAGGGAAAUGCUAAAAAAUUUCAGUUUUC
Pygoscelis adeliae (Adelie penguin) is the source of this 2127-nucleotide messenger RNA. It is a transcript of the gene SLC3A1, whose product is annotated as solute carrier family 3 (amino acid transporter heavy chain), member 1. The coding region runs from base 1 to 2049 and encodes 682 amino acids. The record is from RefSeq and is a predicted model, not a curated record. The transcript is spliced from 10 exons. Gene Ontology annotation, biological process: carbohydrate metabolic process; amino acid transport. Lineage: Eukaryota; Metazoa; Chordata; Aves; Sphenisciformes; Spheniscidae.